Molecule: messenger RNA, 549 nt
Organism: Diuraphis noxia (Russian wheat aphid)
Lineage: Eukaryota; Metazoa; Arthropoda; Insecta; Hemiptera; Aphididae
Source: RefSeq, a predicted model, not a curated record
AUGACAGAUGGUAACGAAGUUGAAAUCUCAUCAGAAGAUGAAAAUGCUGCACUACCUUUAAUUGGAGUAGAGCAAAUUCCCCUGAAUGAGGAAAACAUAGAUUAUAACGAAGUUGAAACUUCUUCUGAAGAUGAAAAUGCUGCACUACCAUUAAAUCCAGUACAGCAAAUUCCACUCAAUGAAGAAAACAUAGAUUAUGACCAAAACGAAUAUGUAAAUGAAAUUGAGAACAGCGAUUCUAAUGAUAGUGUUUUUUCAUUUGUGUUAAGAMCUGGAAGAAAGGGAGCAGUUGUAUCUAACGAACCUAUUGUGAAUGAAGGAAAUGAACGUGAUUUUUUUGUUCCUGAAGAUUUGGCGUUAGAAAUGUGGCAGGAAGGAGUUCUGAAUAAUGAAGUAGUUUGUGUCGUGUGUAGAGAUAGUUUAAGAACACACGCACUAAUACCUUGUGGUCACAAAGUACUUUGUGAAGAAUGCGUCAACCAGCUACUUGAUAAACGUUGUCCCAUUUGCAAUACUGAUUAUACUUUAGCUAUUCGCAUCUGGGAAUAG